GCCAAGAUGUCAAACCAAUUGUUGAAGGUUUAUUGCAAUCACAUCGGACUCAUGAGUCUUCGAUAAAAUUACCUUUAUCUCUCAAACAUCGUUUAUAUCUAUGUCAAUUAUUACAUUUGGUAUUUGAUCGAUCAUCCAUAUCAUUGACUACCUCACUUCCGAUAAGGUCCACGCGUGCUCCGUAUCAAAAUUCUUCUACAAAUUCUGCUUACCCACAAAAUAGGAAAUUCAACCAAACUUACUUGUAA
Messenger RNA from Dentiscutata heterogama, 248 nucleotides. The record is from the annotation of a GenBank genome assembly. NCBI's taxonomy places the organism in Eukaryota, Fungi, Glomeromycota, Glomeromycetes, Diversisporales, Gigasporaceae.